Calypte anna (Anna's hummingbird) is the source of this 2357-nucleotide messenger RNA. RefSeq names its product ring finger protein 139 (gene RNF139). Gene Ontology annotation, molecular function: ubiquitin protein ligase activity; zinc ion binding. Gene Ontology annotation, biological process: ERAD pathway. The record is from RefSeq and is a predicted model, not a curated record. The transcript has 2 exons. The coding region runs from base 130 to 2121 and encodes 663 amino acids. Gene Ontology annotation, cellular component: endomembrane system; endoplasmic reticulum. NCBI's taxonomy places the organism in Eukaryota, Metazoa, Chordata, Aves, Apodiformes, Trochilidae.
GCGGGGGGCCAGGCCGGGACGGGCGGCGGGACCGGGGCGGUAGCGAGCCCGGCGGCCGCAAUCCCACAUCGGCCUCCUCAGCUUGUUAAGAGGCGCCUGAGGUGUGCUGCUGCUGCCCCCUCGCAGGGGAUGGCGGCUCCGGGCCCUCCGCAGCUCCCGUGGCUGCGGCUGGGCCCGCGGCUGCGGGCCGGGCUGGAGGUCGCGCUGCGGGUGCCCAGCUUGUUCCUCAUCGACGCCAUCUUCAACUCGUCCCCGCUGCCGGGGGGCUCUCUGGGCGCCGCGCUCCUGGGCGUGCUGCUGCGGCUGCUGGGUGUCUUUUUAUCCAGCGUUGUUCUGGUCUUACAACAGCAAGCACUUUUCAAGUUUUAUAUGAUCACCUCAGCAUUUCUGCUGGCUGCAACUUCAGUGUUGGUCAAUUACUACGCUUCUUUGCACGUAAACUUCUACAGUGCCUACUACACAGCUGCGUUUGGAAUUCAGAUCUUCCCUCACAAAGGACCUUCACUAUGGAUGGCACUUUCUAUCCUUCAGCUUACCUUUGGAAUUGGAUACGUUACACUGCUAAAUGUGCAGUCCAUAUACUCUCAACUCAUCAUCCUGGAUAUACUGAUUCCUGUGAUUGGAUUGGUUGUUGAAUUACCUUUAAAUAUCCGGCAGAUACUAGUUUUUAUUUCAGGCCUAGUUCUGACACUGAACACCACAGCCAUUUUAGUUGCCAAGCUGAAAUGGUUCUAUUACUCGGUGCGAUACGUGUACCUGCUGGUGAGGCACAUGUACCGCAUCUAUGGAUUACAGCUCCUGAUGGAAGAUACGUGGAAGAGGAUUCGGUUUCCAGCUGUACUGCGUGUCUUCUGGCUAACAAGGCUUGCAGCACAGGCUGUGGUAUUAACAUAUGUUGUAAAGAUGGCUGAAACUAAUACAGAAGAACAAUUCUUCUUUAUAUCGUGGGAUAACUGUUGGGAAGUGAUCUGCAGUCUGAUCAUUAGUGGGUGUGACUCGACUCUAACUGUGCUGGGCAUGAGCGCCGUCAUUUCCUCCAUAGCGCAUUAUUUGGGACUCGGCAUCUUGGCCUUCAUAGGAUCGACCGAUGAGGAUGACAAAAGGCUUGGCUUUGUAGCACCCGUCCUGUUUUUCAUUUUGGCUCUGCAGACUGGGUUAAGUGGGCUGAAACCAGAAGAGCGAUUGGUUCGCCUGAGUCGAAACAUGUGCCUUUUGUUGACUGCAGUCCUGCAUUUUAUCCAUGGAAUGACGGACCCCGUGCUGAUGUCCCUCAGUGCCUCCCACGUGUCAUCCUUUCGCAGACACUUCCCUGUCCUGUUUGUUUCUGCUUGCCUUUUCAUCCUUCCAGUUCUGCUCAGCUACAUCCUCUGGCACCACUAUGCAUUGAAUACAUGGCUUUUUGCAGUUACAGCAUUCUGUGUAGAGCUUUGCCUAAAAGUAAUAGUUUCUAUCACUGUUUAUAUAUUGUUUAUGAUUGAUGGCUAUUAUAAUGUGCUAUGGGAAAAACUUGAUGACUACGUCUACUAUGUUCGUUCAACUGGCAAUAUCAUAGAGUUUAUUUUUGGAGUCAUCAUGUUUGGCAAUGGAGCUUACACAAUGGUUUUUGAAUCGGGAAGCAAGAUCCGUGCUUGCAUGAUGUGUCUCCACGCAUACUUCAACAUCUACUUGCAAGCAAAGAAUGGCUGGAAGACUUUUAUAAAUCGCCGUACUGCUGUCAAGAAAAUAAACUCUCUUCCAGAGGUGAAAGGAAGUCGGUUACGGGAAAUCGAUGAUGUUUGUGCAAUCUGCUAUCACGAGUUCACCACCUCUGCUCGCAUUACUCCUUGCAACCAUUACUUCCAUGCACUUUGUCUUCGGAAGUGGCUGUACAUUCAGGACACCUGCCCGAUGUGCCAUCAGAAAGUGUAUAUUGAGGACAAGGAAAACGCCAGUAUCUCCAACAACAAUGGGUUUGUGGCACCAAAUGAAAAUCCUGUGCAAGUUGCAGAAGAAGCUGCUGAAGCUGAAAAUGAAUUAAAUGAAGACAAUGACAGUUCUGAUAGUGAUGAGGAUGAUGAUGACUGUGUGGUGCAGCACUUGAACGAGACUCUUAAUGUUGACUCUAACUCUCUUGGUGAUUAAGAUGUCCUUUACUAAGCUGUGAGGUAUUAAGGAUUGACCUCAAGAGAAUAAAGUAUCACUUUGUAGUUAUUGUACUUAAGCACAACAGCAGUAUCUCAGUGUUGGGUCUGUGAAUGGUGGUUGUUUACUGUGGUGUGUGCUACUGUAAAUAUACCUCUAAUUUUUGCUGGUCUCUUUCAUGACCACCUUAAAAUUAUGUACAUUAUUGUACAUGGAAUAAAAUGUUUUCACGUUUU